This is a messenger RNA of Chara braunii, 1075 nucleotides long. Lineage: Eukaryota; Viridiplantae; Streptophyta; Charophyceae; Charales; Characeae. The record is from the annotation of a GenBank genome assembly.
GCGAAUCAUACUGCUGUCUCUAUAUAUGUUGUUUCGUCAGUUUCAGUGCAAGCGUCAGUGAAGCGAGUCGUCCUCCCUUUUUUCCAUCUCGAUUGCCGACUUUUCUUGUCGUCGUCGUCGAAGUCUGUCUCUCUCUCUCUCCUUGUCGACUUUUCGGACCUUGUGAUCUGAUCGAUCAUUCGUUACUCACGACUCCUUGCGUGCUUAUCCGAUCUCUGUCGUAGCCGACGAGAGGAGCAGAGCAGCUCAGUGACUCAGCGACUAGCUGCAACAGCUGGGAUCGAGUUGGAGACAGCUGCACACGCGGUAGUUGGGGUGGGAGAAGGAGAAGGAGAAGGAGAACUUCAAGGCGAAGUAGGAGAAGGAGUCGAUCUUGCAUUUCAGAUUCUCAGGUGCAGGAGGGUGUGAGCAGUGUGUGUGGAGAGAGGAACAUUUGCAUUUGCUUCUACCUACAGUAGCAUCUGUGGUCGCUGCAAAAAUGGCCAGCUGCAUCGGCAGUGCGAUUGUCAAGGCCCAAGCUAUCACCAUGGCUGCGGCUAUGGCGGCAGGAACGACGUCGUCUUCUUCCUCUGCUCAUGUGUACGGGAAGACGUCUCCUUGUGCCUUCCCCUCCGGUCUUGGCAGGAUGCCUGCACUUCGAAUUGCCGAUCAGAAGAUGGCGACUCGAUCACGUCCGCUCACUAUCUGCAGGGCUGAGGGAGACGACACGAGCAAGCCAUCGACGUCUGUGGACGUUUCUUCGAACACCACUUCAUCUUCAUCGUCCCCAGCUCCCGCCCCAGUAUCUGCGCCACCAACGCCGAAGAGAAGACCCGAAGGGUUUGGAGAUUUGAUGGCAUUCAGCUUGAGUAAUUAGUUAAAUUAGCCUUCGGAGUCGAAUGCGGUAUGGUGCUUUGGCACUGCUAGGGUGGAUUCUGUGAGGUAUACGGGGGUGCUUGCUUGCGUUCAUUCGUGCUGAGAGCAGUGAGAGGUGUACAUUAGUACUUAGUAUGGACUACUUCAAUUUACGAUGCGAUGUAGCGAGGUUGAAAUAUGUGAGAGAAGUUGAGAAAAGUACUAAAUUUUAUAUUGUGUC